AUGAAUCCCUACAUAUCGAACCCAAAUCACAUCCCCAAGGCUGAUCCGUAUGCGGAUAUACCGCUCUAUGGCAGGUACCAUCCGAGCCCGGACGACUUCCGUGUCCAGGUCCAACAUGUCAACUCCAGCUCUGAAGAGUCUCUACGAUACUGGGCUACAGUGGUUGGACUCUGUACGGAAUCAAACAUGAUUUUCCCCGCAGACGACGGUCGCGAUGUUUUUGCCGUUGGCAGCGUCAUCGUCAAAUCAAGCCACCGACACCAACAUGCCAAGAUCGACUACUCCUACGCCGAUGCCAACGAAGUCCAGGCAAUUGCUAUUGCCAAGAGCGCCCUGAGGGGAGUCAGGAUCAAUGGUCGCGCCGUGUUGGUCCAAGAGAGACUCGCCGGCGUAUGUCUCAAUGUUGCAUUUCCGUAUCUAUCCGAGGACCAAAAGAAAUCCCUUAAGCUGCAAGCGCGGGAGAUACUUGGACAGUUGCAUGCCGUCAAGGCCCCAAGCAACCGUCAGACCCGUGACCAUGUCGUCCCGGACCCCAACAUCCUGACUAACGGCCGCUUGAAUCCCCGAGAGGCGCACAUUCUCUUCUCAGCCAACAUUGACCGGGACAUGAGCUUUAUGCACAAUGAUUUCACGCCAUCCAACUGCAUCGUUGACGACGACAAGAUCGUAGGACUCAUUGACUGGGAAAUGGCUGGAUACCUCGGCUGGAAUACAGCUGCGGAAGUCCAUCGAAAGAUUAGAUGUCCUCAAAGAGAACACUAUGUCCGCGCCAACAUCGGGGAGGAGGAGCUUCAAAACAUCAUGUGGUGGAAUGAUCUUUACGACGAUUCAAUGCCUGGAGCUUGA
Molecule: messenger RNA, 846 nt
Organism: Metarhizium album ARSEF 1941
Lineage: Eukaryota; Fungi; Ascomycota; Sordariomycetes; Hypocreales; Clavicipitaceae
Product: Protein kinase-like domain protein
Exons: 2
Coding region: 1-846 (281 amino acids)
Source: RefSeq, a predicted model, not a curated record